GCGGCGCGGCCACCCCACGUUCCCACCCAUCCCCCCUCCGAAAAGCACAACGCCACAACCCGCUCACUCGCAAAGUCGCAACGCGCCCCACGAGGCCACGACGCACGAGCGCGCGCUCCGGGCGUUCGGGAACUCGAACGCGCCGGUGGGAGAGGAGAACCGCACCGCGGCGCAGACAUGGGCGAGUACUGCCCCUCCCCGCAGGGGGACUCCGCGCUGGCGGCGCCGCCCUUGACGCUCCCCUCCUCGUCCCCAGCGACGGCGGUUAGGCCAAGCUACGGGAGCUGCGACCGCAGCUACGUGAAGCAGGUCUUCGACAACCUCCACGGCAGCAUCUCCGUAGACCCGUUGGCCCUGCAAUUUGUUGAUACAGAGGAGUUUCAGAGGUUGCGGGAUUUGAAACAGCUUGGUCUUACAUACCUCGUCUAUCCUGGAGCGGUUCACACACGCUUUGAACACUCAUUAGGUGUCUAUUCGUUGGCUGGAAAGGCAAUAAAUAAUCUUAAAACAUAUCAGGGAGUAGAGCUUGGAAUUGAUCCUGUCGACAUGCAGACUGUAAAACUUGCAGGUCUCUUGCAUGAUAUUGGACAUGGACCCUUCAGUCAUUUGUUUGAGCAUGAGUUUCUUCCUCGAGUUGAUCCUGGCUCAUCCUGGUCCCAUGAAAAGAUGUCAGUGCUCCUUUUGGACAGUAUUGUUGACAAACAUGCAAUAGAUAUUGAAAAUGAUUACCUCAAAAUGGUCAAGGACAUGAUAACUGCCAGCUCUGAUCCUGCCAGCACAACAAGUGCAAAGGAGAAACAUUUUCUUUAUGACAUUGUCGCUAAUGGUCGCAAUGGUAUAGAUGUUGACAAGUUUGACUACAUUGGCCGUGACUGCAGAGCAUGUGGUCUUGGAUGUAAUUUUCAGUAUUGGAGGUUGAUGGAAGGCAUGCGAGUGAUGGGUGAUGAAAUUUGCUACCCUGCCAAAGAUUACUUGAGCAUCCAUAAAUUGUUUUCAACACGUGCUGAUCUGCACCGAACAGUCUACACCCAUGCCAAAGUGAAGGCUGUUGAACUCAUGCUCGUGGAUGCCCUUGUUGAGGCUAAUGAUUACUUGGGGAUAUCAUUGCAUGCACAUGAUCCAGAAGAUUUUUGGAAGUUGGAUGACACAAUCAUUAAAACAAUUGAGACUGCUCCUAACAAUGAACUGAAGAAAGCAAAAGAAAUCAUUCAACGUAUUCGCCGAAGAGAACUCUACAAGUUUUGCAACCAGUAUUCUGUUCCAAAGGACAAGCUGGAGCAUUUCAAAAAUAUUACUGCACAGGACAUAGUUUGUUCACAGAAAUCUUCUGAGGUGCUGCUGAAGGAAGAGGAUGUUGCAGUAUGCAAUGUUAAGAUAGAUCUUACUCGUGGAAAAUAUAACCCCCUCGAAAGCAUCAAGUUCUUUAUGGAUUUUGGUUGCGAUGAGAAGUUCCCGAUCAUAGAUGAUAGAGUCAGCCACUUGCUACCUGCGUACAAUGAGGAUAGAAUUGUGAGGGUCUAUGCCAAGAACCCUGAGUUGGUUGAUGUGGUGUCAGAAGCCUUCGAGAAUCUCCAAAUGAGAAUGUAUGGUGAGAAGACUCAAGUGCACGAGACGCCCAAGAAAAAGAAGAUUAGGUCCAACUAGCCGGUUGUAUGUUGUCAAAUCAGUCUUUAAAUAGCAAUACAAUUACGUCACAUGAAAAUAGCUUGACAAACAAGAAGCUGUAUAGAUAAAGCAUCCCAGAAUAAACAGGUUUUAGAUGGUAGUCUCCACUGGUAAGGUAUAGAUAUUUAGUGUACAUCUGAAGUACAAACAACACUGCAUGAAGUAUAAAAACUCACGUUGACGUACGUGGUGCGAUGUUGCAUGUGCGUAUAGAUUGGAUAGUUUGCCAAAUACAUUUUUUAUGGCGAGGCUGGACUUUUAAACACUUAAUACACAUGUAUCGCCUUUUUAAGC
Molecule: messenger RNA, 1959 nt
Organism: Zea mays
Lineage: Eukaryota; Viridiplantae; Streptophyta; Magnoliopsida; Poales; Poaceae
Product: deoxynucleoside triphosphate triphosphohydrolase SAMHD1 homolog
Exons: 19
Coding region: 178-1644 (488 amino acids)
Biological process (GO): dGTP catabolic process
Cellular component (GO): nucleus
Molecular function (GO): dGTPase activity
Source: RefSeq, a predicted model, not a curated record